CCCACAAAACCAAUCCUUUGUCUAACUACGCGCGAAAAGCGCGAGUGAUUGUCUUUCUAUACAUGAAUGCUAAGUGCGAAACACCAACGGAAAAGAGAAUUUUGUUUUCUCCGCCAUAAUUAUCGAGUUCUUGCCUAUUCAUAUAAAUUGAUUCUUCGAACUGGGAAUUGAGAGCCAAAACAAUGGAAGUGAAAGCAAGAGCACCUGGGAAGAUAAUUCUCUCCGGUGAACAUGCGGUGGUGCACGGCUCCACUGCAGUCGCUGCAGCCCUUGAUCUUUACACUUAUGUCUCCAUUUCUUUUCCCUCUUCUGGAAAUGAUGGUACACUGAAACUUCAGCUUAAGGAUCUGGCACUAGAAUUUUCAUGGCCAGUUGCUAAAAUCAGAGAAGCAUUACCUAACUUAGGUGUUCCAUCCUCUUCGACACCCACCUCUUGCUCAAUAGAAUCACUUAAGUCAAUUUCAGCUUUGGUUGAAGAACAAGACAUUCCAGAGGCAAAAAUUGCACUUGCUUCCGGAGUGUCGGCCUUUUUGUGGUUAUAUACUUCUAUACAAGGAUUUGAACCUGCCACUGUGGUUGUCACUUCUGACCUGCCACUGGGUUCAGGCCUAGGCUCAUCUGCUGCCUAUUGUGUUUCUCUUUCGGCUGCUCUACUUGCUUUUUCAGACUCUGUAGACGUGGAUAGAGGGCACCAAGGGUGGUUAAAGUUUGGGGUACCUGACCUUGAAUUAUUAAACAAAUGGGCUUUUGAAGGUGAAAAGAUAAUUCAUGGAAAGCCGUCUGGAAUAGACAACACGGUCAGCACAUAUGGCAACAUGAUCAAAUUCAGGUCUGGUAAUCUGACUCGCAUGAAGUCUAACAUGCCACUGAAAAUGCUUAUUACCAACACAAGGGUCGGAAGGAAUACAAAAGCACUGGUUGCUGGGGUUUCAGAGAGAACCUUCCGUCACCCUAAUGCGAUGAGUUUUGUUUUUAAUGCUGUUGAUUCGAUCAGUAACGAACUGGCUAAUAUCAUCCAGUCUCCUGCUCCAGAUGAGCUAUCCAUAACUGAGAAGGAAGAGAUGCUAGAGGAGUUGAUGGAAAUGAAUCAAGGUUUACUCCAGUGUAUGGGUGUCAGCCAUGCUUCUAUAGAAACUGUUCUUCAGACGACAUUGAAGUAUAAGUUGGCUUCCAAGUUAACUGGAGCCGGUGGUGGGGGUUGUGUGCUGACACUAUUGCCAACCCUGCUAUCAGGAACUGUUGUUGAUAAAGUCAUUGCUGAACUGGAGUCAUCCGGAUUUCAAUGCUUGAUUGCUGGAAUCGGUGGGGAUGGUGCUGAAAUUUGCUUUGCUAGCUCAUCCUGAUCAUACCACGGCAAUUUAGGACUUGAUCUCUAGUGUCAAUUUUGAAAUAACACUAGGGUUUGGAUUCAUCUGAUGUCAAAAUGUACAUUAUCCUGUUGUAUUGUGGCUUCUAUUUUUUAUUUUUCUUUUUGUGUUGGGUUGAGUUUUUGGAACAUUAUGGGUGGGACAUUCAUCUUCAAUUCUUUUCUUCAGUAUUCUCGAGAGCUAUAGAGACGUGGAAACAAUUGCGGAGAUCUAUGAGUGGUCUUCAGUUUAGCAGUCAGGAUGUUAUCUGUCAAGAGUUAACUAAAUGAAUCCAUCCAGUUCUUGGGCAACGAUGUGUAAAACCAUAUGAUAGUGAUCUGCAUCUUCAUUUGAGUGGUUUCAGGAAAGAGUGCGCCAUUGUAUCUUGUGCUGUAGUCUCUUUAAAUUUAUCAUGCAGAGUUCAGGAUUCUUUUUUAUUUUUUA
Messenger RNA from Ricinus communis (castor bean), 1790 nucleotides. Its product is annotated as mevalonate kinase. Gene Ontology annotation, cellular component: cytoplasm. Gene Ontology annotation, molecular function: mevalonate kinase activity; ATP binding. The record is from RefSeq and is a predicted model, not a curated record. Bases 183 to 1343 code for a protein of 386 amino acids. NCBI's taxonomy places the organism in Eukaryota, Viridiplantae, Streptophyta, Magnoliopsida, Malpighiales, Euphorbiaceae. The transcript has 6 exons. Gene Ontology annotation, biological process: isoprenoid biosynthetic process.